AUGAUUCAUUCACAGGUGGAGGAUCUAUUCUACAACGUUCCGUCAAGGCGGCGUGCUUUUCGCUCCGCCAGUGAAGAGUACGCCAAAAUUCUUGACCUUGUAGGAAGAUAUGCGGUUCAUUGCUCUGGCGUCGCCUUCUCCUGCAAAAAGCAUGGCGGCUCUUCAACAGACAUCACUGUUCCGGUUGCUGCGAGCACUGUUGAUCGUAUCCGACAGAUCCACGGAAGCGCUCUUGCUAACGAGCUUGUUAAUCUCAAGGUCGAAAACGACAGAUGGGGAUUCAAAUGCGACGGUUGGAUCAGCAAUGCCAAUUAUAACGUGAAACGUACCACAUUGCUUCUCUUUAUCAACCAUCGAUCGGUCGAAUCAGCAGCAAUCAAGAAAAGCAUAGAACAAACAUAUGCGACCUUUCUUCCCAAAGGAGGGCACCCUUUCGUGUAUCUGAGCCUUGAUAUCGAACCACAGCGCGUAGACGUCAAUGUCCACCCAACGAAGCGAGAAGUCCAUUUUCUGAAUGAGGACGAAAUCAUUUCCAUUAUUUGCGAGGAGAUUUGCGCUGGACUCAGUAAGGUCGACACCAGUCGUGCGUUUAUGACGCAGUCUCUUCUUUCCAACAAUCCCAAAGCCCCCUUUGUCACUCCUAUGAAGCCAACGGCACCCUCCGCGUCAUCCACAGUCAGCGCCAGACAUGACCGCAGCACGUCGAAAGUACCACCCAAAAGCAGCACCAAGAAACCCUACGAGAAUAGCCUUGUUCGCACCGAUUCAUCGGUUCGGAAAAUUACCUCCAUGCUUCAGACCCAACCUUCCAUCGAUGACGGUCAUCCUUCCUUCCAGGACGACUCGGAUCAGGAGUAUGUAGUAGAAGGCAAAGAACCAGGCGUCUGCCGCCUUGCCUCAAUUAAGGAGCUCCGUGGCGAAGUCCGCGAUGCAAUGCACAACGAACUCACCGACAUCAUUGCAACACACACCUUCGUUGGUGUCGUCGAUGAACAAAAGCGCAUCGUCGCAAUUCAAGCUGGCAUUAAGCUCUUCCUGGUGGAUUAUGGCAUGCUGUGCAACGAAUAUUUCUACCAAGUCGCCCUCACUGACUUCUCUUUCUACGGCACCAUCCGCUUCGAAAAACCCCUCGACCUUCGCGAGCUCCUCCAAAUCGGGGCGGAACAGGAGCAGCGCAAUAUGGACAGCGCCUCUGCUUCUGAUGACGAGGACAUGGAAGUAGACUGGAACGAAGUCGUCGAAUCCGUCCGCAGUAAAUUAAUUGACAGACGAGCUCUUAUCCUCGAGUACUUCAGUAUGGAUAUUACACCCGAAGGCCUACUCUGUACCAUCCCCCUCCUCAUCAAAGGGUACACGCCGUCUUUUGCUAAGCUGCCUGGCUUCCUCCUCCGAUUGGGCCCGUACGUGGAUUGGGAGGCUGAGAAGGAGUGCUUUCAGUCAUUUCUUAGAGAGCUCGCGGCUUUCUAUACGCCUGAGAGUUUGCCGUUGUCGCCUUCGUCGACGCCCAAGCAAGAUGCGGGAAAGAACACUGAGGAGGAUAGUGAGAUGAAUGAAGCCGAGGAGAAGGAAGAGGACCCGGAGAUCACGAAGCGAAGGGAGAGAGUGAGGCGCGCGCUCGAGAAUGUGAUCUUUCCAGCUUGCAAAGCGAGGAUGGUCGGGACGAGUGGAUUGUUGAAGGGCUUCCUGGAGUUAGCCGACUUGAAAGGGCUGUAUAGGGUCUUUGAGAGGUGCUGA
Molecule: messenger RNA, 1734 nt
Organism: Periconia digitata
Lineage: Eukaryota; Fungi; Ascomycota; Dothideomycetes; Pleosporales; Periconiaceae
Source: the annotation of a GenBank genome assembly